Molecule: messenger RNA, 2183 nt
Organism: Populus trichocarpa (black cottonwood)
Lineage: Eukaryota; Viridiplantae; Streptophyta; Magnoliopsida; Malpighiales; Salicaceae
Product: guanine nucleotide-binding protein alpha-1 subunit
Exons: 14
Coding region: 669-1847 (392 amino acids)
Biological process (GO): adenylate cyclase-modulating G protein-coupled receptor signaling pathway
Cellular component (GO): heterotrimeric G-protein complex
Molecular function (GO): G protein-coupled receptor binding; guanyl nucleotide binding; G-protein beta/gamma-subunit complex binding
Source: RefSeq, a predicted model, not a curated record
AGGACCGGACCGGACCGGACCAGUUCAGUCUCAGUACAGUCCAAAUCACUGCCUUAUUAUUUAAAUAAAUAGUUACGGAACUUGUUUGUGUUUUAUUUUUCCAAGACAAAGACGCCCUCAUGUCCAUGAAUGUACUGGGGGUGGACACACUGUAAUCCUCUCCUAAACUAAUAUAAAUACUCCCUCUUUCGUCCAUUCCUAGCUGUAGAUACAAGUGUACAUCUUAUUUCUUUGACUUUGACUGCAAUGAAAGCAAGCAAAGGAACACAAUAGUAGUAGUCGUCGAAGAAGAACAGCAGACAAAGCAAAUUGGGUGGCUUUGCCUUUUUGUUUGCAGCUUUCGGCGCUCUUUCUCCUCUACUUCUCUUGCAGAUUUAGCUCUGGCUAUUUCCCUUUACCUAGCCUUUUUUAUAUAAUUUUAAUAUUAAUACACCCCAUUUGUUUAUUUCUGUAUUUGUUUGCAUAAACUUUACUCCUGUAGCUUAUAAUAACAUAUCUUCUUUCAACAAGAACUAAGCAAAUCAACCAAAUCUAUAGCUACCAACUUCUCUUUACUUCCAAGGCUGUAGCACUGUGAUCAGGUCAAAUUGACCGCAUUAUGAGUAAUCUUUAUAGAAGGGUGUCGACAGCUGCUUGAACCCUGGUGAAGCCUGAUAAAUGCACCUUCUAUGCUGUCUAUUAUAACACAAAAUAUGGGCUCACUCUGCAGUAAACAGCGGCGAUGUAAUGAAGCAGAUGCUGAAGAGAAUGCACAAGCUGCAGAAAUCGAAAGGCGAAUUGAACAAGAAACCAAAGCUGAAAAGCAUAUUCAAAAACUUCUGCUUCUUGGUGCUGGAGACUCUGGGAAGUCAACGAUUUUCAAGCAGAUAAAACUUUUGUUUCAAAGUGGUUUUGACGAGGCAGAGCUCAAGAGCUAUAUUCCAGUCAUCCAUGCCAACGUCUACCAGACAAUAAAAAUUUUGCAUGAUGGAUCAAAAGAAUUGGCUCAAAAUGAAACAGAUUCCUUGAAGUAUGUUAUAUCCAAUGAAAACAAGGAUAUUGGGAAGAAAUUGUCGGAAAUUGGAGGCAGGUUGGAUCAUCCGCGUCUCACCAAAGAACUAGCCCAGGAGAUUGAAACUCUAUGGAGAGAUGCUGCAGUUCAGGAAACAUAUGCCUGUGGUCAUAAGCUCCAAGUUCCAGAUUGUACCCCUUAUUUCAUGGAUAAUUUGCAAAGAUUAUCUGACUCAAACUAUAUUCCAACUAAGGAGGAUGUUCUUUAUGCAAGAGUCCGUACAACAGGUGUUGUAGAGAUCCAAUUCAGUCCUGUUGGAGAAAACAAGAAAAGUGGGGAAGUAUAUAGACUUUUUGAUGUUGGUGGGCAGAGAAAUGAGAGGCGGAAAUGGAUUCAUCUAUUUGAAGGUGUUACAGCAGUAAUUUUUUGCGCUGCAAUUAGCGAGUAUGAUCAAACACUGUUCGAGGAUGAAAACAAGAAUCGAAUGAUUGAGACAAAGGAGCUGUUUGAGUGGGUCCUGAAGCAACCAUGCUUUGAGAAAACAUCCUUCAUGCUGUUUCUAAACAAGUUUGAUAUAUUUGAAAAGAAAGUUCUAAAAGCACCAUUGAAUGCAUGCGAGUGGUUCAAGGACUACCAGCCAAUUUCGACAGGAAAACAAGAGAUUGAGCAUGCAUAUGAGUUUGUAAAGAAGAAGUUCGAGGAGCUGUAUUUCCAAAGCACAACCCCUGAUCGUGUUGACCGAGUUUUUAAAAUAUAUAGAACCACUGCACUUGAUCAGAAGCUUGUCAAGAAAACCUUCAAGCUUGUAGACGAGACUUUAAGACGCAGGAAUCUCUUUGAAGCUGGUUUAUUGUGACAAGAAGAAGCAUAUGCUUUAAAAAGAAUGUUCAUAGUUUGAAGAACUUGAUCAGGUUAUGAAUAUUAGAGUUGGAAGAAACACCUCAUCCGUUUAUUGCUGGAAUCAUACUCUCACAGGCUAAAAGUUUUGGCACCAUUUCUUUUCUAGGUACGGUCGAAGAAAGAAGAUUUUUCCCCCCAUGAUUGUAUUGUCUGCUUAAUUUUCUGUAGAGAAACCUAUCCAGAGGAUAUGUUCCCUUGCAUGUUCUGUUUUGUUUCAGAGGGGAUUAAAUUGAACAUAUGAAGUAACCUUAUAUUCUUUCUAUCCCAAUACAAGCCAUUGCAUAUUUACUCU